Gryllus bimaculatus (two-spotted cricket) is the source of this 270-nucleotide messenger RNA. Lineage: Eukaryota; Metazoa; Arthropoda; Insecta; Orthoptera; Gryllidae. The record is from the annotation of a GenBank genome assembly.
AUGUUGCAUGAGCGCCGGCCCAGUCGCGGCACCACCUGCGCAGCCCGCAAAAAUGAAGAUGAUGAUGAUGAUGAUGAUGAUGAUGACGAGUGUUUUUCAGCGCAGAAAAUACUUCCUACCUCACAAGACAAAUUAAUGCUAGUGAAUGAUUCACUACAGCAAGCGUGCCUGGUACAUUUGCUGCCAAUAUUCAUGACUACUCAUUAUGGUCAAUAUAGCCCACCAGAUAUUUGUAAAAAAGGGCAAUCACUAAAUGGAACAAAAAAGUAA